GUAAAAAUAAUGAAGUCCUUUACGCGCAUUCUAUCAUCUUACGAAUUCGUUCUCCAUAUUUCCAAACUGCGUUUUCCGAAAAGUGGACUAAAAAAAUAGAUGAUUUAUUUAUUUUUGAAAAACCUAACAUCUCAAUGAAUGCAUUUGAAUUUAUUCUCAGAUACAUAUACACAGCUGAAAUUAAUCUAGAAUCAUAUGAAGGUUCUGAAAUUUUGGAAUUUUUGGAUGCGGCUGACGAACUAAAUCUUCUUAAAGUAGUUGAAUAUAUCUCAAAAUAUAUGAUUAAAAACAAAUCUAUAUUUUUACAUCAAGAUCCUGUUAAAAUUCUCCAACCCAUUUACAAACAUAAAGCUUUAUUUGAAUUGAAAGACUUUUGUAUAAACCAAAUUUGUGCAUCUCCUGACUUUACUCACCUUGAAAAGAUACUACAUAACUUAAUACCAUUCAUAAGAUUUCAUCACAUAUGUUCAAAUGAUUAUUAUCAUAAUGUUAAGCCUUUUAAAAAGAUUUUACCAAAAAGUCUAAGAGAAGACAUUGAACGUUGUUAUCUGGAUCCAUAUACUAAACCCGAAUUUAAUGUUUUUAAAAAAAGGGCUUUAGGAACUGUUGAUUCUGUUUUUAUUAAUAAUGGUUAUCUGAAAAUUUUUGCAAAAUGGAUUUCCAGAAAAGAAAACGUUGAUAUGACUUCUUAUAUUUUUAAACUUAUUUUUCGCGGUUCCAGAGAUUGUUCAUCUCAUAAAACAUUUCAUCAAAAAUGUGACGGUAUGGGAGCUACAAUAGUUAAAGGAUCUGAUCGAAUAGUUGGUGGAUAUGAUCCAUUAGAUUGGAAAAUGGAAGUUAUGGGUGCUGAAUGGAAAAUCACAACAGAAAGCUUUAUAUUCACAUUCGAUAACUAUAAAAAACCUACAUCUGCUAAAUUAAGUCGUGUUUGUGAAAUGAGUUAUGUUAUAUGCUGUGAUAGUAAUUACGGUCCAAUUUUUGGUAGAUAUAAUGGCGACCAUCAUGACUUGGUGCUUUUAAGCACAGGAAUUUGGAUGGCUGGACCAUCUUCUUACCCGAAUAUUGUAGAAAUACCAUCAAUCUUUCAAAUAGACGAUUAUGAAGUAUUCCAAGUAGUUAAAUGA
Dentiscutata heterogama is the source of this 1124-nucleotide messenger RNA. NCBI's taxonomy places the organism in Eukaryota, Fungi, Glomeromycota, Glomeromycetes, Diversisporales, Gigasporaceae. The record is from the annotation of a GenBank genome assembly.